Messenger RNA from Cydia pomonella (codling moth), 3963 nucleotides. Its product is annotated as homeobox protein orthopedia-like. The record is from RefSeq and is a predicted model, not a curated record. Lineage: Eukaryota; Metazoa; Arthropoda; Insecta; Lepidoptera; Tortricidae. Gene Ontology annotation, biological process: regulation of DNA-templated transcription; neuron differentiation. The coding region runs from base 1087 to 2022 and encodes 311 amino acids. Gene Ontology annotation, molecular function: DNA binding; DNA-binding transcription factor activity, RNA polymerase II-specific. The transcript has 8 exons.
GAAAUAUACGUUCAUAAAAAACCCCGCCGUUACAGAAUAUCGCCAAUCGGUACAAAAAGAGCUGGAAUGAAGCAAUAAAGGUCCGUCCACAUUCCUUAUUCAGCGCCGUCCGAAAAUUAAAGCCGCUUACAAGAAUUCGCACUCGCCACCUGAAAUAUUCGCCCUCGAGUGCUCUUAUUUAUUCGCCCGACACAGCCAUAGCUACUAUUUGUUUUUUCCAUUACAAUAAAAUGAAACGCCCCGCUAUAGCGAUAAUAUUUCAAUAUCUCCACGCGCCAGCCCGCUGCGAACCAAAGUGAUUUCGGAACGCUCCCAUUGGUCGAACCGCCAACGGUCGCUUUACGUUCGAUAUCCAAAUACAGAGUCCAGACAAAGACAGCGAUAUUACAAUAAGGUUAAGCGUGCCCAAGUUAGAAAGAGAGCCGUAUACGAUUGUCGGUGCAUGAAUAUUGUAUGAACGCGAAAGGCUAGUAUCAAUAAUACGUGCACGAAUGAAAUAAUAGAUUAUUCGUUUGUUCGAAUCGAACGUAAACAAAAUGUAAGCAUCCAUUACUGAUGCACGCAUGCGAGAGGCGAGAUAGCACUAUAUAAAGAUGAGAUGGUUAGAAAGAGGCAGGUAUAUGUUGGGUGAGACCGUCUGCGGCGCGGACGAUAUGGACACUAGAUGUUUUUGUAGCAGUCGGGCGUCGGGUUCCACAUUAAGCGAUCAUUUUAAGGGCGAACCAAUCAAACUGCAAAUUCAUACAAAUUGAUACUAAACGGGUUAUAUUAAUUUUAUAACAAAAAUUAAGUGUGUAAAUAAGUUGAACGGAGUUGUAAUUAAAACUAAUUGGGUGUAAUAUAGCGCUAAUUAUUUUGUAUUAAGGCGGGUUUUCGCUGGAAUUUUGUCGUUUUACUCCAGUUUUUUUUUACUUUAGAAUUUUUUUGAAAGUGACGUGCGGUAAACUUAAAAGUUUCCGGAUUUGGGGAGAGUGGUGACUGUUGGUGUGUGGUGGCAUAGUGGUGGGGCUGGUGGGGGAUGGUCGGCGGCGGGGGGCGCACGAUGGCGACAUAGGGGGCGGCCAGCAGGGGUGGCCGUUCGAGGCCAUGCUCAACAACCUCACGGCCACAGCUCUUGGAGGUCACAAAGAGCCGUGCCCAGAAGAGAAGCACGAUCUAAAGCCGGGCCUCGAGCGGCACCAUGCGCUCGGCGCUCGACUGCAUCUCGCGAAUAUACGCCCCGACCUGCAAGGUGGCAUCCACCAGCAGCACAUGGCCACGGUGCCCGUCAGCAUGCCUUCAUCGGCCUCCGAUAGCGACAAGCCCGCCAAGCAGAAGAGGCACCGGACCAGGUUCACGCCGGCGCAACUAAACGAGCUGGAGCGGUGCUUCUCCAAGACGCACUACCCCGACAUCUUCAUGCGCGAGGAGAUCGCCAUGCGCAUCGGACUAACGGAGAGCCGAGUGCAGGUGUGGUUCCAGAACCGUCGGGCGAAGUGGAAGAAACGCAAGAAGAGCACUAACGUCUUUAGGUCUCCGGGAUCUUUAUUACCGUCUCAUGGUCUCCCGCCGUUCGGGGGAGAUGUUUGUAGUCCUGGGGUUUUCGGAGACAGACCGUGGAGCAUGCCUGCAGGACUAGGCCAGCUAUCACAGGGCGGUGUAUCCAUGGGUGGCUUCGGCACCGGCGUGGGUGGCCUGCCGCAGCUCUCCGCCGACCUCAACCCGGCGCUACCCAUCUCCUCCGUGGCCUCCAGCCAGCCCUACCAGCCGCACUACCCGCUCAACUCGCUGGGCGACACCAUGAUGUCGUACUGCAACAACAUCGGGCAGCAAGGCGGCGCGCUGGAGGGCUCCCCCACUCCCCCCCACAUGCACUGCGGGAACAACGCCUCGCCCACCGCUUCAGGAGCGGGCGGCGAAGGCGAAGAGGAGGUGUGGCGCGGACACAGCAUCGCGGCGCUGCGGCGGCGCGCGUCCGAGCUGUCGGCCGCCAUCCCGCCCUACCUGCAGCUCAACUACGACGCGCACAGCCCCGUCUACUGACCGCCCGCCACGAACACCACAGCAACCACGGACCUAGCGUUUGAAUAAACCAUCCCGUCCUACGUCUGGUGCGGCACUGCGCCUACACCUGCAGCCCUUGCGUCUAACGAGCGAACAAUUUCGUAAAACGAGAAAUUGAUCAUAGUUUUGAAAGUAAGCGUCUAACUGUGAGUGAACCGGCGGGAUGGUUCAUACCCGAUCGCACUUGUGACAACACCGCGCCUGAAGCUGCGGCGCUUGCGUCGACGCGACGACGCUUAUAACAUGCCGUCUACGGACAUGCUGACGUGAGCGACAACAUUCCUGAUGUAUGAUAAUAGAAAACCUCAGUUAAUAGAAAAAUUAUAUGUUAUACCAAAAAUAAAUAUACCGGAAAUGUGUUUUGAGCACAUACGUACGUUAACAUACGCUACGUACUAUUGUGCGAGUGCCACAAAUUAUCUACAUGUCCAAAAAUUUGCAAUCAUUUUUUUCAUUCUUGUGAUGUGAUGAUACUGAUGAUGGUGAUCAUUUGAAGAAUGACAUUAAUGUCAAAAUGUAUAUAAAAGUAAGACAUACUUAAAUCUUACAUGAAAUCCAUAGCUCGAUACUGGUUUGACAGGAAAAAGGGUUGCCAGCUUUACGGGUGAAAUAAAAUAAUUAAUUUUACUGAUUUUGAAAGUAUAACCCGUAGGUUUUUUUUUAAUAUCGGCAAAAUCACAUAUUGCAGCAAUUUUUUUUAAUAUUGCAUUAUUAACUGUCAAACUUGCGCGUGGAUAUAUAGACUCUAGUUUUAAAACUAUUUGAGGUCCUGUCACUAUCUAUGGGGUGACAACAAAGUCCUUUAGGACAACUAAAAUUAAUAAAAUGUGAGCUGUAUUCAAAAUAUGUAUACGCGUUCGUACAAUAAUAAAUAAUAAUGAUAGUAAUAACGGUAAGCUAUUUAUUUCUUAAGUAUAGGUAUCAUCGUGAAGUAUUAAAUAGUUGUAGGUAGUUUACUCGAUGUAUGUUUAGAGUAGGUAUUAUUUGACAUUCCGGUACAGAGUAGAGGCAUAUGUUAUAUGUAGUGUGGUUAGUCAUGACUUUGAUUGAUACAGGCAAUUUUUGUUUUUGUGCUUUAUCAUUUGUUUGUUCGUCCUAUUCACAAAAUUACCAUAAUUACAUUGAAAAAGCAUAUUCAGAAACUGAAUACAUAUUUAAUAAACAAAAUAACUUUUGCUAGAUUCGGUUUUAUAAAAUAUAUAAGUCUUGUAAGCAAGAAUGCCUGUGUCAAUCAAGUUCACACAACUUUUUAAACCGACAAUUCUAAAUAUUUCUGGAGUAAAUCUGAAAUAGUCAUUCGUCUUUUUUCUAUGACAUUCAUGUCCUUGGUAUAAAUAUUGUGAAAAUGUAUACGCAACCCGAGUAUACUGUCAAUGUAUAGCUGUAUGGUUCGAUAAGAAUUUAAAAUGUUCGUAUUUUUGAGUAACUGGCGGCCACUGAUUAUUUUUUGUAUUGAAUUAGUUAAAAGUGGUUGAUAGUUCCUAUUUUAUUUUCUUAAUCUCAAUUUAUUUUCUGUGUAAUCUUCCGUCCGUUUCUUUUAGUUUUUAGCAACAAAUUAUUUUACUUACGAAAUUAAAAUUGUCACAAGAUAUUUUUGUAAGUAUAUUAUUAUUUUGGAAAUAUCAAGCGAAAGUGACGUUUAAUCAUUUUUUGGUAAAACUAUAGUAAGAAAACAUGUUUAUUAAUACUAUUUGAAUUUUGGCUUAUUAUACUUUUAUUAUUUUUACAUUCUGUUGCUUUUAUAUAUAAGUAAAGGACUGAGUGAUUAUUAUUAGCUUAAUAGAGAGAAUAAUAAUUAAUAAUAACUGGCGGAAAUGGCCGACGGCCGUUCGCGCUCGCUCGCUCCUGCGUGUAAUAUAUCGUCUAGUAGUAUUGUUAGCUCUAAGUAUACAUACAUACAAUAAAAUAGACAAUGUUCAA